UCUAAGUUCUUCACCGGCAGUCCUAUUUUUGCAAAUUUCCCGUGAAAGAAUUAUCCACAUCCUGCUUGUGCAUUCGAAGCAAUGCCCUCGAGCAUCCGAUUUGGAAAUCUUCGCUGGUUUCAACGCCCAAUCGUCACUAUAUUCAAUCGCCUAAGCAUAACCAAGCUCAAAUUAUCCAAGUUCUCUUCGCCCGAGGCUUCGUGUUGCUCAGAUGAAGACCUUUGUGAUUUUCUGCCAUGGUUGGAGCGAAAGGCAGGGGCUGAGAUUUCGUCGGUGCUUUCAAUAGGAAAAUCAGCUUACGGCAGAGAUAUUGGGAUUGUGUUGCCAUUUGAUAUAUGCCAUGACUGUAGGUCAUUGUUUGCUUCAAAGUCAAUACAAACUGGGGAUUGCAUGUUAAAGGUUCCUUACAGUGUGCAAAUAGCACCAGAUAAUCUCCUACCAGAAAUUAAUUCUUUGUUACCUGAUGAAGUUGGCAAUGUUGCAAAACUUGCCAUAAUAAUCCUAGCUGAGCAGAAAUUGGGUCAGCAGUCUGAAUGGGCUCCUUAUAUAAGCCAUCUUCCGCGGCCUGGUGAAAUUCACAACACAAUAUUCUGGAGUGAAAUGGAGUUGGAGAUGAUUAAGACAAGCUUGGUAUACCAAGAAACGAUUAAAAAGAAUCUUCACAUUGAAAAUGAAUUUUUGGCAGUUAAACCAAUUUUUGAUUACUUCCCUGAAACUUUUGAUGGCAUCAGAUUUGAUGGUUUUCGACAUGCAUAUGCUUUAGUUGAAUCUCGGGCAUGGAUAAGCACAAGGGGUGUAUCUCUGAUUCCUUUUGCAGAUUUUUUAAAUCAUGAUGGUAGUGCAGAGGCAAUUGUAUUAAGUGACGAAGGCAAAAAACACUCGGAGGUGUCUGCAUCCACCCCUCUCUCCAUAUAUUAUUGUCCUUGUGUUAUUGCUGACCGUGAAUAUGAGCCUGGUGAUCAGGUUGUGAUAAGAUAUGGUAAAUUUUCGAAUGGAACUCUCCUGUUGGACUUUGGGUUUACACUUCGUCACAACAUUUAUGAUGAGGUUCAAAUUCAGGUCAAUAUACCUCAUCAUGAUCCUCUGUGGCCAAAAAAGUUGGAGCUUCUGCAGCUGCAUUGUACACCAGCCAUUGAAAAUGAUAACGGCUUCAGCUCUUCUCAAGAUUCCUUCAAAAUCAAGGAAGUCAAGUCUGCAAAAGGAAGAGGAAGAGGCAUUCCACAAUCACUUCGUGCCUUUGCUCGUGUUCUAUGUUUGACUUCUUUUGAAGAGUUGAGUGAUUUAGCUGUCGAAGCUGCACAAAGUGAUGGUCGGUUGGCUCGUCAUCCUUUAAAGAACAAAAGCAGAGAGAUUGAAGCACAUCGAUUCUUGCUUGCACAGAUCAGUCGUUUGAUGGAGGAGCAUAGCGUGUCUAUUGAGUCAAUGGGGCCUCCCAGCUCGUCCGUCAGUUUUGAUAAAGCUGCUCUUAGGAGACGAAUGGCUCGUGAUCUCCUGACCGGCGAGCUUCGGGUCCUUAAAUCUGCUUCGGACUGGCUAGAAAACUACUGUGCCACAUUAUCAGAAUGCUGAGAAGUAGAAAACUGCUCAGCCCUGGUCCACAGAUUGCGAAGUUUUGCAUCUCAGCAUUUCAUAGAUGUUGGAUCAUGUUGCUCGAUCUGCAGAAGGCUAAACAUUGUGGGUUGGGGCAUGAUUUGCAAAGCAGAAGAAAACUUUCAUCUUCCAAUGCCAUUUUAGAGAAUUAGUAGGAGAUGCCUUUUCGUCUACUGCCCAUUGCAUCAUUGGCUUUUGUUGUAAAUUAUUUCUUGGACCAGCAAAGCAAAGGAGUUAUGCUUAGCUGUGAGUGAGGAAUUAAAUGGAGGCGUUUUAUGCUGCCAUCAAGCACAUAUAGUUAUAUUAAGCCCCCACUGGAUUGAUGUGAACUUGCACCAAUAGUUCUAUUUAUAUCUUUAGCUGGAACAACCAAACUGCAAUAUUCAUUAUUUCUAUUUGAUUUAUAAGACUCCGUUUGGUAGAUUACGUUUAUAUUGUGAGAUUCGCACUGCAAUUUGUCUUUCAAUGGCAAGUGUCGGUCAUCGAGUGGCCGAACCAACCCCUACGACAGAUCUAGUGCAAAAAA
Molecule: messenger RNA, 2116 nt
Organism: Diospyros lotus (date-plum)
Lineage: Eukaryota; Viridiplantae; Streptophyta; Magnoliopsida; Ericales; Ebenaceae
Product: fructose-bisphosphate aldolase-lysine N-methyltransferase, chloroplastic
Exons: 16
Coding region: 82-1569 (495 amino acids)
Biological process (GO): peptidyl-lysine monomethylation
Molecular function (GO): protein-lysine N-methyltransferase activity; protein binding
Source: RefSeq, a predicted model, not a curated record